CAGUUUUGCUUGUGAUGUAAGUAGCGAUCCGGGUCUGCGGGCAGUGUUAGCGCAAUCGGGCAUAAAAGCUGUGCAGGGGGGAGAACAUGCGGGUACCCUAAUAGUCGCCUUCCUGAAGUCUGCAGCUCACUGACAGCAGAUCGAAAAACUGAUCUGCUGAGUGAAUAGAACCAUGGAAGUUUUAGAAGAAAAGCUUUCUCAUCUUCACCUGGCCAGGCGAUGCGCCGUAAAAGAUAAGGUGACUUAUGUUGUUGGCAUUGACGUGUCAAAACCUACAGAGGGACAGAAUGAUGAGAAGAUUGCGAUUUUAUGCUCAAAUAAAUCAGUUCAGUUAUAUGAUAAAGGAACUAUGGAUUUUAUCCGAGAAUAUAAUGGGCAUCCUGCGGUGCUAAGUGAGGUAAAAUUCUCUCACUCAAAUAGUCAUCUAUUGUCUUCAGCAUGUAGUGAUGGUACAGUAAAAAGCUGGGAUACACGGGUGUCUGGAACAGAUGCCAUGCAAAUAUUUACUGGCUACCCGUCCAAUGCCUUCAUCAGCUUUGAUAUAAGUUGCAAUGAUUUUGUCGUUUGUGCUGGGACAGAAAAAGUUGAAGAGGAUUCCUUCCUCGUUUUUUGGGAUGCCAGAUAUAAUUCUGGAAACAAGUCUGCACUCCAAGAUCCUCUUGGAGUUUAUGCAGAGUCUCAUUUUGACGACAUCACUAAAGUGUGCUUUCAUCCCACAAAUCCAAGCAUGGUAGCAUCUGGAUCCACCGAUGGCCUUGUCAAUAUAUUUGAUAUCAGCAAAGAUAAUGAAGAUGAUGCAUUAGAUGCUACAUGCAACUCCGACUCUUCGGUGAGUUUCCUGGGAUGGGCAGGACGAGAUUCUGACCAGAUUUAUUGCCUCACACACGACGAAGGUUUUUAUUGGUGGGAUCUUGCUCAGAUAGAUACCGACAAACCAAUUACAUUGUCCAAAAUUCAAGAUAUGAGAGAGGAAUUUGCCACACAUAAUAUUGAUUAUAUGAUUGGUGGAAUCUAUCAUAAAAAGGAAAAUACAUUAUUUCUUCUUGGAGGAUCUCACAGUGGCAGUGUUAACCUGUUAAAAUGUGACAAUGAUGGUGUCAAGCACGUAAAAACCUCACAUGGAGGGCAUUCGUCCACCGUACGAUCUUUUUAUUGGAAUUUUGAAGAUGACUCUCUCUUGACUGGUGGAGAAGAUGCACAUUUGCUAUUCUGGAAACAAGGAAGUUCGGGUACAUCACCCCUAAAAAAAGAAUCCAUGAAAAUCGCAUCGUCUGUGCAGCAGCGAGUACGAGUGCACAAUAAGAAGUCUUACAGGACUAAGUAAAAAUGCCUGGAAUUGUUUCACAAUUUCAUUUACAUUUUUGUAAUUUAAAAAUAUUGGCUUGUGGUUUUUAACAUAAAGUAAUAAAAUCUGUUGUUACAAAUAAUAGUUUGCCAAUUUAAAAUACAAUUAUUGUUCACUGCUUCGACAAGUUUCAUCGUAUUGUAAUUGUAUAAUUGUCUUUCUGAUUUCAGAAAUGAUUUUAAUAUUUACAGGGGCACGUCACCUUAAAAUGUAUUGUUUUCAAAUUGUUCACUGCAAAUUACUUUCCCCCCACAAUAUAUCCAUUUUCAAAUGAAUUGGAGUCAUUUUUAUCCAUCCUUUGUUGCUCAGUAGCAGCUCAGUAAGCUUUGCUGCUUACUCACCAAACUAGGAAUUUGAUACAUUCAUUGAUACAUUUUUCAGAAGCACAUUCAGCACCUAGUGAGCAUGCACCUUGAGCUUUACUAAAGUCUGUAACAGAGGAGCAUCACACAAAGUAAUGAAAUGUAUCAGUUGUAACAGUAUAGAAUGUCCUAUGACCAAAGAGAGCUGCCACUGGGAAAAAUAUGUGGGGCAGAAAUGAAACUAUUUAUAUUAAAGCUUUUUAGAAAAUAAUGUGAACUGCCCCUAUAACAUUUCUGAUUUAAAUCUUUAGGGUCAAUAAAAAAAUCCCACUUUUAUUUCUCCAGUUUAACAACAGCUGUAGUUCGACACUCAAUUUUUUUUUAACAAUUAUUAUUAUUGGAGUUUUAAAGAUACAGGCAUACCUGAACAUGAUAAUGUAUUAAAAGGUUACAACAAUGA
Xenopus laevis (African clawed frog) is the source of this 2107-nucleotide messenger RNA. It is a transcript of the gene wdr89.L, whose product is annotated as WD repeat domain 89 L homeolog. Bases 173 to 1324 code for a protein of 383 amino acids. NCBI's taxonomy places the organism in Eukaryota, Metazoa, Chordata, Amphibia, Anura, Pipidae. The record is from RefSeq and is a predicted model, not a curated record. The transcript is spliced from 2 exons.